AUGCUCGCCUUGCAACGGACCGGAAAUCCUGGAGAUAAAUGCACCGUCAACAUCCUCCCUUGCCGCAUCCAUCAUAAUGGGCCAACCAAAGUGACGAAGAGAUAUUGGUCGCCUCAGUUCGACAAAGAUGGCACGGCAACCUCCUACUUUCGAGGCCGCAGGCUACGGGGCAAAGUCAUAAAAUUACCCGCUGGAUAUCGAGGUGCUAUUGCAAAGACCACCGAUCGAUAUCUCCCACAGCCUUGCAAAUCACAGACCGGCCCCACGUAUACCGUGGUGGACGAGGACAUUGAGAUCGCCGAUGAAGAAGACGAAGAGCCUCUUGAUCCCGUCAAGACAUCUUUGUGA
This is a messenger RNA of Cladophialophora psammophila CBS 110553, 348 nucleotides long. RefSeq lists its product as uncharacterized. Lineage: Eukaryota; Fungi; Ascomycota; Eurotiomycetes; Chaetothyriales; Herpotrichiellaceae. Gene Ontology annotation, cellular component: ribonuclease H2 complex. The transcript has 4 exons. Bases 1 to 348 code for a protein of 115 amino acids. Gene Ontology annotation, biological process: RNA catabolic process. The record is from RefSeq and is a predicted model, not a curated record.